Echinostoma caproni is the source of this 1596-nucleotide messenger RNA. The record is from the annotation of a GenBank genome assembly. NCBI's taxonomy places the organism in Eukaryota, Metazoa, Platyhelminthes, Trematoda, Plagiorchiida, Echinostomatidae.
AUGGGCAUUUAUCAACCUGCACCGGAAGUGGACGAGGUAGCGGCCGUACGUGGCGCCGGAGCAAAGAUCUCAGAAACUGGUGAGGUAAUUGUCGAGGAGGAAGCGGAGGAGGACGAAGACGAAGAGGUAACUGAGAAGAAAACGGUCAGUGCCGGCUCGAAAAAGUCGUCCGCAGAAUCCACUACACUUUCUGUAUCGCAGUUGCAUGUUCUGAAAGACCCCGAAACAGUACGAUGGGCAAUAGAGGGUUUGGCAUAUCUAAGUCUGAAUGCUGAAGUCAAGGAAGAAAUUGUCGGUGAUCCGGAAUUCGUUUGUCUGCUGUUCCACGUGGCCGCGUUGGAUCUCAAAGAAAGCGCCUUUCCAUUGGCCAGUGUUCUCGCUCAGUUGACAAACAGCUUUCCAAAAAAUCAAAUUGAACCAGAGAUGUUGGAGUUGGCCAAAUUCUCCAAGCAGCACAUCCCGGAGGAGCAUCCGUUGGAUUCUGCAACACACGUGACCGAACGCCGCCGUCGCCUUGUUAAUGCGGGCCUGUCUGUCACUUUGUACAAUCUAACAAUGCGUCUAGCCGCCGGCCCUGUUGGUGGACAACACGGAUUACGAGAACUGAUUGCUCGCAUUGCCGAAGAAAUUCCGAAUCGUGGCAAACUCAUCCAAGCCGGUGCCGGUAAAGCGUUACUUGAUCUGACCCUCAAAUCAAACACCGAUACUGGCAAGUUGUUUGCCGCUCAGUCACUGGCUCGUUUGACCAUCACAGCUGAUCCCCGUGUUUCGUUUCCCGGUCAAAGAUCACUGGAAUUGGUUCGUCCUCUUCUCAAGCUGCUGGCUAUCGAUUGUGAUGGAUUACAAAACUUCGAAGGUCUACUUGCACUAACAAAUUUAGCUUCUCUGGAUAACUUGCACCGACAUCGGAUUAUGGCUGAGCGCGGAGUUCCUUCGAUAGAUCACUAUUUGUUUGAGGAUCAUCCGAUGCUGCGUCGUGCCGCGGCAGAAUGUGUGGCUAACAUGGCUCAGUAUCAUCCGUUCGUUGUCGCCUGUGGAGGACAGUUGCCCGUGGAUGACACAGAUUUGGGUGCAAAACUUCCGUUCCUCAGCUCCUCCACGGAACGUGUAAAACUGCUCGUGCUCUACUGUUGCGAGUUUGAAGAUCUGUUUCUUGUGCGUGCCUCAAUCGGUGCACUAGCUACAAUGUCGUACGAUCCGGGUGUGAUCAAACUUAUCACCAAGGCAUCCUCAUGGUUUGAAACUAUUCAAACAUUGGCAGGCCAUGAUGCUUGUUGCUUGCAACAUCGAGCUGCACAUCUUCUUCGCAACAUGGCUCUUUAUGGAGAACAGUCCCUGUGCGAGUAUUUUUGUCGAUCAAACAUGCUCGAAGUGAUUCUCUCAUUGAGUCAGCUACCUGAUAUCUCACCCAGUGAACCACUGCCCACCGAUACGGUUUCGCUCCACCCCGGAGUUCCGGAGGAACAGUUGCGACAAAUAACCCAAACAGAUCGCAAGAAGACACGCGAUUGUGCCCUUGAAGCCUUGCGUAAACUGCAAGAAUAUGGGUUAGUGGAACGACUGGGAACUGAUGGCUCGGGACGUGAGAAAGCGUGA